UGUUUCUGUGUCAUGGAUUUUACAAUUGUUCAGUAUGUGACCUUGUUUCAAUAAGAUUCAAACUCCUUUCGUAAAACGAAGGCAAUUGUUUUCACUUUUUCUUCAAAUAAACUUUUAGGCAAGUGUCAUUGAUCACAUUCACGCUGAGAUGUCGAAAUGAUUCGAGUUUGAGAAGAACUCAAUGAAGUUUCGAAAAGGGAAACAAGAUUGAAUUAUUUAUUGUCGGGAGCGAAAUACCAACAAAUCUGGAGAAAAUGGAUAGGAAUAGGAUAAGUUUAUCAUCUGGUUCUGGUUCGAACGAUGAGAAAAAGUUUGAUUCAAACGGAAAUUUAGAGCAAGCUAUUUACGAAGUUGACGAGCGAACUCGGCUGAUUGGUAAGAGUAGUAGUCUGGUAAUUUCAUAUUCUGAUGAGGAUAGCAGAUGUACUAGCAUUGAACCAAACAAACAAGGAAAUGACACGAAUGCUUCAACUGUAGAUCAAGAUGAGCCGAGUGUUGAGUUUGUACUAUCACAACGAGAUGCCCGCCUGUGGAGAAUAGCCAGGAUUUUGGGUUAUAUCUCAGCAGCUCUGCUCAUCCUACUGGGUGCAGCAUGCUUCAUUGAGUCUUCUAGAUCAGAAAGUUCGUCACUUUUUGCGUUUGCUUUCAGUUGUUUAUUGGAUUCUUCGGGAGCAAUGGUCGUCAUAUGGAGAUCGUUUUCCACAGUCUCUGUACGAAAAUCAAGAAUUCGAGAAUUGCAAUCACAGGUAUUAAUUGGCUGUUUGUUUUGGUUAGCUGCUAUGUUCAUCUUGAUACGAGCUAUGUUAUAUCUUUACAACCUUGAUGAACAAGAUGAAAAAGAGAGUGAGAUAAUCUACAUUCUACUGGGUAUUGGGUGUGGAUUACAGUUCUUUUUCUUCCUCACCAAAACACCCAUCGCAGUGGUGCUCAAGAGCUCGGCUCUCAUUGCUGAUGGAGUGAAUUCUUUAGCUGCAUGUAUCUUGGCCAUCACUGGUAUCGUCGUCUCCGUCCUAGGCGAGUCAUCAGAGACACUGGCUAUCAUUGACGACUUGGUUGGCGUCAUCGUAAGCUUCUUCAUCGCUAGCUACGGAACAUACCUCUUAACCAUAGUUUGGAUGGACCCGUUUGCAUCAAAUGUAUUCCAUAUCCCACAAGCCCCUUGUGCCAGCCGAUCAGCAUGACGUCACAGCUUUCCCGAAACAUCGUGACGUCAGAAUAAUGGACAUACAUUUUGCAAUGAGUACAUUUGGCAGUGUAUGAGAGGAUAUGAGGAAUUCAUUCAACAUUCGUAGUACUACUGAUGAUAUAGUCAGACUAUACAUUUAUCAUGAGCCAGCUUGGACGGGCUUGGACGACAGAGUUUCGGUGAUGCAAGCUUGGGAUGUUGCCAUGCCGACAUCACUAUCGGAAGAGUGUUUGGACAGAGGAUGACAUCAUGUUCAAGAGUAUUACAUUAUUUUAGUCAUUCUCCGGCCUGGCUCUGCAUGGUGCCUUAUUGCUCCAAACUGAACUAACGUGACUAUGCUACUUCAGAUGGUCACGUGUUACUAACGAGGCAUAAUUUAUAAAAUGAGGACAUGUUUCUUUCCUUGUGUUUAUCCAUUCUAGAAUUUUUCCUUUUCCUUUUAAAAACUGAUCGUGAUUUCGUGGAAGACAAUAUGAAAUGCUUGUAACUCGUAUUUAGGCUGAUCUUGACCACGUUCUAUAAGACCCCUCUCAUUUCUCAUUCCCAGCAAGUUGGAAUGAUGAAUACAAUUUGAACUAUGAGAAAUUGUAAGGCUACUGUGUGGCUUUUGGAAGCUACCGGCUACUGACUAAGAAUUUACGUCAUUAUUAAAAUCUAAAGUAAAGUCUUGUUAUGUCAAAACAAUUGAUACAGAAAAAAAAACUAACGGCACAUAGAGGUUCGAAAUCGGCAAAAAUAAAACUUUAAUUGUUUUGAAAGCAAGUAACAUCAAACAAUAAAUAUAUAUUCAAGAAAACUGACAUCUGAAAAUAAAUAACUAACAUAAAUCGACAUGAUAUAUACAUCUUGGUAAAAUGAUAUGCCCUAUGAGCCCAGACUUUGCA
Strongylocentrotus purpuratus (purple sea urchin) is the source of this 2070-nucleotide messenger RNA. Its product is annotated as transmembrane protein 163-like. The transcript has 8 exons. Gene Ontology annotation, cellular component: membrane. The record is from RefSeq and is a predicted model, not a curated record. NCBI's taxonomy places the organism in Eukaryota, Metazoa, Echinodermata, Echinoidea, Camarodonta, Strongylocentrotidae. Bases 255 to 1181 code for a protein of 308 amino acids.